Molecule: messenger RNA, 879 nt
Organism: Zerene cesonia (dogface butterfly)
Lineage: Eukaryota; Metazoa; Arthropoda; Insecta; Lepidoptera; Pieridae
Exons: 3
Coding region: 76-642 (188 amino acids)
Molecular function (GO): protein binding
Source: RefSeq, a predicted model, not a curated record
UCGCGGUCAGCGGAAAUUGAUAGGAAAUAUUAAUCCUGCUCAUUAUCUCUCACACAGUUGUAGAAUUAAUACAUCAUGAGACGCGGCAUAUUCAUUUUAUGUUUAAGUAAAAUAAUCGUAAGUGCUUAUGAAAUAGGAGUACCAAAGAUAACCAGUGUGUCAGCUUUGGAUCCAGUAGGUUUCUUUAUACAAUGGAAAGGCGUGACAAGCUUUAACAAGGACCCAGUUCUUGGCUAUAAGAUCAGAUUGUGGAAAGUUGAAGAAGACAGUCAGGGGUAUUUAAAAUUGGUGAAUGGGGAAGAAAUACCAGGUUUACUUUUGGAGGAUAGGGCGUUGGAGCCAGUUGAUAAAGUUAAAACACCCAAAGCACAACCGCGAGAGGUGGUCAUAAACAAUGUAUCUACUCAAAAAGCUAAAGUAUACAACGUCAAUUACAACACGCUGUACGAGAUACGAAUUCUAGCGUAUAAAAUGAACGAAGAUGGCCCGUUAUCGGAGCCGGCGAGGGUAAAAAUAAUGAAAGGUGAUGCAUAUUUUAUUCUCAUUCAGAAGAGGCCGGGUGAAGACUGCGCGGUGUCCAUCGCUACGAAUGUCACUAUUUCUGAUGAACCGUAUUACCACUUGGAAACUGUGUAUUUUUAGCUAUAAUAAUUGCUUUCGUUCUGUCGUAUUUCUUCCUGUAUAAUUUUAAAUCAGAACAGGAUAUGUAUUAUGUGGUCAAUAAUAUUACUUGUUCUAUAAAAUAAUGAAAAAUAUCUGUAUAAUAGUCUUAGUUACUAAUAUUGUGUACAUUUAAAUAUAUUUCAUUAUGUUUAAAUUAGGCAAGAAGCGGUGAAAUGUCUUCUUAUAUUGAAAAAAUAAUAAAUCUUUCCUCGCAUA